This is a messenger RNA of Nyctereutes procyonoides (raccoon dog), 2285 nucleotides long. RefSeq names its product solute carrier family 3 member 1 (gene SLC3A1). The coding region runs from base 36 to 2126 and encodes 696 amino acids. Lineage: Eukaryota; Metazoa; Chordata; Mammalia; Carnivora; Canidae. Gene Ontology annotation, biological process: amino acid transport; carbohydrate metabolic process. The transcript is spliced from 10 exons. The record is from RefSeq and is a predicted model, not a curated record.
CAGGAAGGGCCAGCGAAGGGUCAGGGCUGCGCGACAUGGCCAAGGGGACGGACCGGAGAGGCUCGGGGGCGCUGAGGAUGCAGGCGUGCCGGACCAACAACGGCUUUGUGCACAACGAGGGCCUCCCGGCCAGCGAGCCCGAGCGGGCGCGGGACCCGGCCAGCGAGCCCGAGCGGGCGCGGGACCCGGCCAGCUCGCCGCCCUGCCCGGGGCCGGGGUCGGCGGGGCCGGGGUCGGCGGGGCCGGGGUCCGCGGGGCCGUACGCAGGCAUGCCCAAGGAGGUGCUGUUCCAGUUCUCGCGCCGGGCCCGCUACCGGGCGCCCCGGGAGGCCCUCUUCUGGCUCACGGUGGCUUCGGUGCUCGCGCUCACCGGCGCCACCAUCGCCAUCAUCGCCGUGUCGCCCCGGUGCCUGGACUGGUGGCAGGCGGGGCCCGUGUACCGGAUCUACCCGAGGUCCUUCAGGGACAGCGACGCGGAUGGGAACGGAGACCUGAAAGGUAUUCAAGAGAAACUGGACUACAUCACAACUUUAAAUAUAAAAACCAUUUGGAUUACUUCGUUUUAUAAAUCGUCCCUUAAAGAUUUCCGAUAUGGUAUCGAAGACUUCCGAGACAUUGAUCCUAUUUUUGGAACAAUGAAAGAUUUUGAGAAUCUGCUUGCAGCCAUACAUGAUAAAGGUUUAAAAUUAAUAAUCGAUUUCAUACCAAACCACACCAGUGAUAAACAUGCUUGGUUUCAACUGAGUCGGAAUCGGACAGGGAAAUAUACUGAUUAUUACAUCUGGCAUGACUGCACCCAUGAAAAUGGCACAACCAUACCACCCAACAACUGGUUAAGUGUGUACGGAAACUCCAGCUGGCACUUUGACGAAGUACGAAACCAGUGUUAUUUUCACCAGUUUUUGAGAGAACAGCCUGACUUAAAUUUCUACAAUCUUGAUGUUCAAAAAGAAAUAAAAGAAAUUAUACAGUUCUGGCUCACAAAGGGUGUUGAUGGUUUUAGUUUCGAUGCUGUUAAAUUUCUUCUAGAAGCAGAACAUCUGAGAGAUGAAGCUCAAGUGAACAAGGCUCAAAUACCGGACACGGUCACACACUACUGGGAGCUGUACCAUGACUUCACCACCACGCAAGUUGGAAUGCAUGACAUUGUCCGGAGUUUCCGGCAGACAAUGGACCAGUACAGCAGGGAGCCUGGGAGAUAUAGGUUCAUGGGGACUGAAGCCUAUGGAGAGAGCAUUGACAGGACCAUGAUGUACUAUGGAUUGCCUUUUAUUCAAGAAGCAGACUUUCCCUUCAACGAUUAUCUCAGUAAGCUAAAUACUCUUUCUGGGAACAGUGUGUUUGAGAUUAUCACAUCCUGGAUGGAAAACAUGCCAGAAGGAAAAUGGCCUAACUGGAUGAUCGGUGGACCGGACAAUGCCCGGCUAACUUCUCGUUUUGGGGAAGAAUAUGUCAACAUCAUGAACAUGCUUGUUUUCACACUCCCUGGAACUCCCAUAACUUACUAUGGGGAAGAAAUAGGAAUGAGAAAUAUUUUAGUCACAAAUUUCAAUGAAAGCUAUGAUGUUAAUACUCUUCUCUCAAAGUCACCAAUGCAGUGGGACAAUAGUUCAAAUGCUGGUUUUUCUGAAGCCAAUCACACCUGGUUACCCACCAGUUCAGAUUACCAUACUGUGAAUGUUGACGUCCAAAAGACUCAGUCCAGAUCAGCAUUGAAGUUAUAUCAAGAAUUAAGUUUGCUUCAUGCCAAUGACCUGCUCCUCAGCAGGGGCUGGUUUUGCUAUUUGAGGAAUGACAGCCACUCUGUUGUAUACGCAAGAGAGCUGGAUGGCAUUGAUAGAGUCUUUCUCGUGGUUCUGAAUUUUGGAGAAUUAUCACUGGUAAAUCUCCAGGAAAUGAUUUCCAACAUUCCCGCAAGAAUGAGAAUAAGGUUAAGUACUAAUUCUGCUGACGAUCGCAAUACAGUUGAUACAAAUGCCAUUUUACUGGAUAAAGGAGAAGGCCUCAUCCUUGAAUACAACACGAACAAUCUCCUUCAUCACCAAACAGCUUUCAAAGACAGAUGCUUUGUUUCCAAUCGGGCAUGCUAUUCCAGUGUAUUAAACAUACUGCACAGCUUGUGUUAGGUACCUCUAUGAAAGAGAUGAAGACACUAGCAUUCUGUUUUAUUACAAGCAUUUGCAGUAACUUCAUGUAUAGCAUGCUGCUGGGUAAAAACAGCUUGAAUGCAAAGGUUCCCAAAUGUUUUUAAAAAAUAAUAAAAUUAUCACUUGCAGAACUUGUAA